AUGGCGCCCGCGGAACCAAAUGCGAAGCCGUUUCAGCUGAUAGGCGAUGCGCCUGUAUUCCCGGAAGAGCGAGAGGGAUGGAGAGGCUAUAUUGAGUGGGAGAAGUACCCGGAGAAGAAGAAGCAGGCUGCUGAUAUUUUGGCCAAAUAUGACUUCCCUGUUCCGCCCGAGUUCCAGCUCGAGCCAUUGCCGAAGACUAAUCCCCUUCUUGAGGGAGUGCGCUGGAAGCAUUACCACUAUGCCUUGGGGGACACCUUAAAGGAUAUGCCGGAUAUCUCAUGGGAGCACGUCUUGAAGGAGAAAAGCGAGGAUAUGCUACACGUACUACAAUUUCCGUACAACGGCGAACCGCCAAGGAAACGCUUAGUAGAGACCGAGAUAACCGACAACAAGGAUCUCUUCGUUCGCAACCAUGGCGGUAUUCCUGAGAUAGACCCUGCUUCGUAUUACUUCGAGGUUGAAGGCCUGGUCAACAACCCCAAGAAGAUCACCCUCGCGGAGCUUCAGGAUGAGAGCAUCUUCCCGCGCAUGUCGACGACUGUGACUCUGCAAUGCUCCGGCACGCGUCGCCUUGAGCAAAUCCACGACUACCCCGGCGACGGAGACGAGCUCAUCAACGCACCCUGGGGCGAGGGAGCAAUCGGCACAUCCCGCUGGACUGGAGUGAGCUUGAAGAAAGUCAUCAAGUACUGCGGCGGACUGAAAGACAACGGAAAGCAUCUGGAGUUCUUCGGAGCCGACACCUACUUCAAGAAGGGCCAAGUCUACAACUACGGCGUGUCGGUACCCUCGCGCAAAAUGAAAGUCAACGAAGUCAUGCUGGCCUGGGAGGUGAAUGGCGAAACACUACCCCCGAUCCACGGUGGCCCGCUGCGUGUCGUAGUCAUGGGCUACAUCGGCGCACGAAGCUGCAAAUGGCUGACCCGCAUCAACGUCAUUUCGGACCCCAGUCUCGCCCCCGUCCAGAUGAAGGAGUACAUCUACUACACGCCCCAGGUCGGGAAGCACAACGCCACGUACAGCAACGGGUUUAGUAUCCAGACUAUGCCCGUUGCCAGCGCCAUCAUGACGCCCGUUGACAAGGACGUCAUCAUGCAUGACGGCAAGAUCAAGUUGACUGGCUGGGCUUAUAGUGGGAGCGGUUGGCCUGAGCGUGUCGAGGUCAGCGCCGAUGGUGGAGGUGUCUGGUAUCAAGUGCCGUACGACCAGCUCAGCACAAAGUAUCUCCACGCUUGGCGCACGUGGGAGUAUGAGAUUCCGGUCGAUGCGGAGGGCUGGCUUGAAUUCUGCGUGCGGUGCUGGGAUGAUGCGUUGAACACGCAACCCACAUUUGUGCGCAGCGCAUGGAACUGGGAUCUUCACGUAACAUCCUCAUGCCAUCGCGUAAAACUUUACAGCGUCAAUAGAACCAAGCCGAUGACCGCUAAGCGCCUCAAGCUCAUGGAAGAAAAGGGCGUUUCUAUGCUGCCUCUGACGCGCCCUAUGGAGUUUGAUCUGGAGACUGAGGAGGAAUACCUUGAAGAGAUGAAGAAGCGCGGAGGGCGCGAUCCGAUUGAAUAG
Messenger RNA from Dothidotthia symphoricarpi CBS 119687, 1560 nucleotides. RefSeq names its product molybdopterin binding oxidoreductase. Bases 1 to 1560 code for a protein of 519 amino acids. The transcript is spliced from 10 exons. Lineage: Eukaryota; Fungi; Ascomycota; Dothideomycetes; Pleosporales; Dothidotthiaceae. Gene Ontology annotation, cellular component: mitochondrion. Gene Ontology annotation, molecular function: molybdenum ion binding; oxidoreductase activity. The record is from RefSeq and is a predicted model, not a curated record.